Molecule: messenger RNA, 1509 nt
Organism: Cryptomeria japonica (Japanese cedar)
Lineage: Eukaryota; Viridiplantae; Streptophyta; Pinopsida; Cupressales; Cupressaceae
Product: pentatricopeptide repeat-containing protein At4g30700-like
Exons: 7
Coding region: 1-1509 (502 amino acids)
Biological process (GO): RNA modification
Molecular function (GO): RNA binding; protein binding; zinc ion binding
Source: RefSeq, a predicted model, not a curated record
AUGGCUUUGGCAUUUUAUAAUUGUAAUUGGAGUGCGAAAGUGGAAAACGUGAAGGAUUAUUCAGUUGACGUCUGCCACAAGGACAUUGCCAGUGAUAAGCCUGGGAGCAUUUUAACUUACAGGUAUUUAAAGCCUUUCGAGAGCAAGUUUCAAGUGGGAACGAAAACCCUCGAAGAUAACUGUCGAGGAGGGCCAGGUUUCAGAACCAAACAAACAUACAGGAGGACGACGGAUGUUCAGGGAAAGGCACCUGCAGUAGCUGAGAAUAUCAAUACAGAGGUGGACUCACUAUUAUGCGAUGAUGACAUCACAUAUUCCACAAACCAUGCUGAAAUGCGUGCAAUCCUCGACAGAUUACUUUCGGAGACUUUAAUUCACCUGAAACUGACCUGCAUUCUCAAGAAUGGUGUUUCACAAGGGAAAAAGGUCUACUCUUCCAUUGCUCUCAGCCGAUUUGCAUUUGCUACACGCACAACUUUUCAUAAUAAGCUUAUUUACAUGUAUGUCAAGUGCGGAAGUUUGGUUGAUGCCCGUAAAGUGUUUGAUCACACGAAAGAACGAGACACCGUCUCAUGGAAUACGAUUAUUGCAGCGUACAAAACGCAUGAGUGCCCUGACGAAGCAGUCACACUGUUUAAUCAAAUGCAGCAAACAGGAUAUGUACAUAAUGGAUUUGCUGAAAAGGCCUUAGAAACUUUCAAGCAAAUGCAAUUGGAAGGAUAUGCACAAAAUGGACUUAUCAAGGAUGCUCUCAAAGUCUUUGAAUUGAUGAAGCACUCGGGAACAUAUCCUGAUGUAGUAAGCUUUGCUUGCAUUUUAUAUGCAUGCAGCCAUGCAGGUUUAGUUGAUGAGGGCUGUACAUAUUUCAAACAGAUGUGUAACCCUUAUUGCAUUUCACCUACAGUUGAUCAUUAUGUGUGUAUGGUUGACCUUCUUGCCCGUGCUGGCUAUCUUGAGGACACCCUAAACUUCAUCAUUAAGAUGCCAGUUAAACCUGUGGAGGUUGUGUGGAUGAGUUUUCUUGGUGCCUCUAGACAACAUAUGAAUAUAGGCUUAGGAGUAUUUACAGCAAUGCUACUUUUUGAUUUGGAUCCUAAAAAUGCUGCAACCUAUGUUCUUCUCUCGAAUAUCUAUGCAGAAGUGGGCAGGUGGGGAGACAAAUCACAUCCACAAACACGGGACAUCUAUGCAAAGUUGGAAAAUUUGGCCUCGGAGAUGACCGCAGCAGGUUAUUUUCCAGAUUCAAGACAUCUACUUAGUGAUGUGGAAGAGGAGGAAAAAGAAUUAUUUCUUUGUCAUCAUAGUGAAAAGUUGGCGAUUGCAUUUGGUUUGUUAAACACCCCAGCUGGUACAACUAUUAGAGUUGUUAAGAACCUUCGAGUAUGUGCUGAUUGCCACACUUCAUCAAAAUAUAUCUCUAAGAUUGUUGCAAGAGAAAUUAUUGUGAGAGAUGCAAAUCGUUUCCAUCAUUUUAAACAGGGAGUAUGUUCUUGUGGAGAUUAUUGGUGA